AUGCACUACAUUUCUGCGUCUAGAAGGCCUAUUUCAGGGCAGCCAUCCAAGAAGGGUGGCGUGUAUGAGGUGUCACGGUUAGAUGACAUUAGCUCCAAGUUAGAGGUGUUGGCUCACCUAUUUGACAAGUUUGUAUCUAUACAAGGGCAACCCUCUACACAAUCAUAUCAGAAUAGGGCAAACCAGGAUGUUUUUUCCAUGCACUCUACUCUUGACAAUCCAAUUGAGGAACCUGCCCCUAACCCUUUUGAGGAGCAAGUGCAGAACGGCCGAGAGCUAAUUAGGCCUGAGAGGGAAGUAAAAGUCCAGGGUAGAGAAGAGGAAAUUCUAGGUAGGGACCAAGCCAAAGAGAGUGAGAGUAAGCCACUUGUAGAGUCAAUUGUUCAGAGACCGGGUAAGGAAAACGUUGGGGAGAAUAAACCAUCCCUUGCAUCGUACAUACUGAGAGCACCCUUUCCUCAGUGCUUAAAGCCCCCAAAUGUUCCCACUACUAGGAAAAGUGCUAGGAUGGAGGAAAUGAUUGAGUUGUUUAAGCAGGUUCAGAUUAACAUUCCACUUUUAGAUGCCAUUAAGCAAGUACCUGCUUAUGCCAAAUUCCUCAAAGACUUAUGCACGCAAAAGAGGUGAAUGAAAUAUCACACAUCUAAGACUGUACAUUUACCGAAAAAUGUAAGUGCAGUUGUCUCAAACCGCAUUUCCCCGAAGUUAAAGAAUCCUGGAGCUCCUAUUAUUUCUUGUGUGAUAGGUAAUGUCACGAUUGAUAGAGCAUUCUUAGACUAAGGGGUGAGCAUGAACUUAUUACCCACUUUCGUAUAUGAACGGUUUAACUUAGGUGAGCUCAAGUCUAUUGAAGUCAUCUUACAGUUAGUUGACCGAUCGGUCAAAAUGCCUAGGGGCCUAAUUGAGGACGUGUUAGUUAAGGUUGAGGAACUAUAUUUUCUGGUGGAUUUUCUUGUCUUAAACAUUGAGUAUAUGAGCAGUGGAAGUAUGCCACUGAUUAUUUUAGGGAGACCUUUUCUAGCAACAGCAAAUACUUGCAUUAACUAUAGAUUAAAAGAGAUGGAAGUGUCUUUUGGGAAUAGGAAACUAAGACUUAAUGUGUUUAAUGCUGGUUUAGGACCGAUGCGUGAGGACGAUAACUACUUGAGUGUCGUGUCUAAGAUUCAAGAGGUUAGUGCCUAUAUAGCUAGGUCGCCCACUUUAGAGCGUCGACCUUGGAACAUCAAGUAUGAAACCUUACCACCUUUGUCUAAGACGACACAACUGAGGUCAAUUGAGUCUCCAACAGUCUUAGAGUUGAAAGUCUUCCCUGAUACUCUAAAGUAUGUUUUUCUAGGACCCAACAAGACCUUACCCGUGAUCAUUGUCGCCAACUUAGAUAGUGAGCAAGAGGAGAGAUUAGUGGCGGUCUUGACAGCACAUAAGGAAGCAAUCGGUUGGUUGGUAGCCGAUUUGCGAGGGAUUAGCCGUUCUUUGUGCAUGCAUCGCAUAUUUUGUGAAGAGAAUGCUAAACCGGUGCAUGAAGCUCAAAGAAGGUUAAACCCGAACAUGAAGGAGGGGAUGAAGAAAGAAGUGAUCAAAUGGCUUGAUGCGGGUAUCAUCUACCCUAUAUCCGACAGCCAAUGGGUGAGUCUAACCCAUGUUGUACCUAAAAAGAGUGGCCUCACCGUUGUUGAAAAUGAAAAAGGUGAGUGAAUUCUUACCCGUACUCCCACAGGAUGGAGAGUUUCAGUGGAUAAGGCAAAGGUAGAGUUGAUUUCUCAACUACCACCGCCUUCAUCGGUCAAACAAAUUAGAUCUUUCCUAGGCCAUGCAGGAUUUUAUAGGCGUUUUAUCCAGAAUUUUAGAAAGAUCUCUAAGCCCUUGUGUGAUUUGCUUGCUAAAGAUGUGCCAUUUGUUUUUUAUGACUCUUGUAUGAUUGCCUUUACCAUUUUGAAGGAAGCGUUGACCACAGCAUCCAUUAUGCAACCUCCUGAUUGGAACCUACCUUUUGAAGUGAUGUGUGAUGCGUCGGACUAUGCCAUUGGUGCAGUCCUUAGCCAACGGGGGAAUAAAAAGCCCGUUGUGAUCUACUGUGCAAGCAAGACCCUCUCUGAUGCUCAAUGUAAUUACACCACUACAAAGAAAGAGUUGCUUGCAGUAGUGUUUUCCUUUGAUAAGUUCCGGUCUUAUCUUCUUGGGUCUAAGAUAGUUGUCUUUACGGACCACAUUGCAGUUAGGUAUUUGUUAGCCAAGAAAGACACUAAGCCUAGACUAAUUCGAUGGAUUUUGUUGUUGCAAGAGUUUGAUCUAGAAAUCAAAGAUAAAAAGGGUAGUGAUAAUGUGGUCGCCGACCACUUGUCUAGACUCUUUACAGAGUAUGUCUCUGGUCAAUGUUUGAAUGAAUCUUUCCCGAAUGAGCAAUUAUUUGCAAUAUCCCAAUCCAAAGCACCUUGGUAUGCCUAUAUAGUCAAUUACCUGGCCGUAGGACAAUUACCAUUAGGGUGGAAAAACUCAGAAAGAUCAUUCUUUGCAACCAUCAAGCAUUAUUUUUGGGAAGACUUGGACCUUUUCAGGGUGUGUAACGCCCCACUUGAGAUAGUUAGGAGAUGUGUUCCCGACCACGAGUUUAGUAGCGUACUUGCAUUUUGUCAUUCUUAUGCUUGUGGUGGUCAUUAUAGUGGCAAGAGGACCGCUUUAAAGGUCCUCCAGUGUGGUUUUUAUCGACCCAUUCUUUUUUGUGAUGCAUUCUUUUAUUGUCGUGCUUGUACUUCAUGUCAAAAAGUAGGGAAUAUUGGUAGAUGAGAUAUGAUGCCCCUGAAUCCUAUUUUGAUUGUGGAAGUGUUUGAUGUAUGGGGUAUUGAUUUUAUGGGUCCAUUUCCCUCAUCUUUUGGCUUUGAAUAUAUCUUGCUUGCAGUGGAUUAUGUGUCUAAAUGGGUAGAAGCCAUUGCCACUAGGACCAAUGAUCACAGGGUGGUCGUCAACUUUGUUCAAUCGCACAUCUUUAGCCAUUUCGAUCAUCCGCGCGCCAUCAUCAGUGAUGGUGGCUCACAUUUCACCAAUAUUCACUUUGGCUCACUAUUGAAAAAGUACUCAAUCACUUAUCGAGUUGCCACACCUUAUCACCCUCAAACUAGUGGAAAAGUGGAACGUGCUAAUAGGGAAAUUAAGACUAUCUUAGAGAAAAUGGUACGGCCCGAUCGUAAGGAUUUGUUAGUGCGUCUGAAUGAUGCACUUUGGGCCUAUCAAACCGCAUAUCGUACCCCUAUUGGCAUGUCCCCUUAUCGGUUAGUUUUUGGGAAAACAUGUCAUUUACCUGUAGAACUUGAACAUAGAACAUAUUGGGCCACAAGGAAAUUCAAUUUUGAUAUGACCACGGCCGAUGACCAUAGGAAACGCCAACUUUCAGAGUUAGAUGAGCUAAGACAUGAAGCUUAUGAGAACUCUCGCAUCUCUAAAGAGAAGACCAAAGCUUUUCACGAUAAACACAUUGUUAGGAAGUCAUUCUCUCCUAAUAAAAAAGUGUGGCUCUUUAACUCUAAGCUUCGCUUAUUUCCAGGGAAGCUUUGGUCACUAUGGGAUGACCCUUUUAUUGUUCUUAAUGUUUUCCCUCACGGAGUUGUUGAAAUCCAAAACCCAAAAACGGGACAAGUU
Messenger RNA from Pistacia vera, 3633 nucleotides. RefSeq lists its product as uncharacterized. Gene Ontology annotation, molecular function: nucleic acid binding. Gene Ontology annotation, biological process: DNA integration. The record is from RefSeq and is a predicted model, not a curated record. Lineage: Eukaryota; Viridiplantae; Streptophyta; Magnoliopsida; Sapindales; Anacardiaceae.